UUAUUUGUUUAUGAUAGGAAUAAUAUCAAUUUUCAAUUAUUAUCUAUCAUCAAUUAUUUGGAUGAUGCACCAUCUUAUUCACGUUAUGAAAAGUUAAACCUACCGGCAUCUGUUGUCUAUCAAAUCAUUUUCCAUUGCUCUUGAAUUGCAACUGUAAUUUGUAUCGAAGAGAGAAGUUAAACAUUGUGAUUAGCUGAGCUGAGUUGAGUAGGGGAAUUGAAGGAAUGGCAGCUGAAGCUGUGCUUACUUUUGCUGCGGAGGGAAUACUGGAAAAGGUGCUUUCACUUGCUGAGAAAGAAUUCAGUCUUGCAUGGGGUUUCAAAGCUGAACUUCGAAAGCUUAAAGAGUCAUUCACCACCAUUGAACUUUUAUUGAAUGAUGUUGCCUACAAACCACAAGCUCCGGCAAUAGAGGAAUGGGUGAAGAAACUCAAAGGCGUAGCUGAAGAUGCUGAGGAUGUCUUGGAUGAAUUCAAGUACGAAGUUGAUCGGCGUAAAGUCGAAAUCCAAAACCAUAUGAAGAGAAAGGUUCUGAACUUCUUUUCACUCUCCAAUCCACUUGCAUUUCGUCUUCAAAUGGCGCAUAAAAUUCAGAAGAUCAAUGCAUCCUUGGUGGAUCUCGAGAGGAAAGCAUCUCCUCUUGGACUGGUUUCCAGGAAUACAGAUGCAACCCGUCAGGGAAUUACAUGGGACAGACGAACCGACUCACUCAUUGGCAAAGAUGAAAUAACUGUUGGAAGGAAAGAUGAUGUGUCGAAUAUAGUUAAAACCUUGACCGACUCCAAAAGCAACCAAGAAAAUCUUGCGGUUAUGGCCAUUGUGGGAAUGGGAGGCCUCGGAAAAACAACUUUGGCCAAGUCGGUUUACAAUGAGAAUUCGAUACAAAAGUUUUUUGACAAGAGAAUAUGGAUUUGUGUAUCGAACCCUUUCGACGUCAAUUUAAUUCUACUCCAUAUGUUAGAACAUCUCAAUCCGGCAAAAGCCCCUUCGAAAGAUAACAAGAAUGCUCUUCUUGAGUUCCUUAACGAAGAGUUGAAAGAUAAAAGGUACUUACUUGUACUUGAUGACGUUUGGAACGAAGAUCUCAAAAUAUGGGAUAAUUUAAUGGAAUGUUUGUCAAAGCUUAAUUCUACUGGGGGUUCCAAAAUUAUUGUUACUACUCGCAGUGGCAAAGUCGCAUCAAUCUUAAAAAAGCUACUUCUACAAUAUGAAUUGGGGGAACUUUCUGUGGAUGAAUGUUGGUCUAUCAUGAAAGAUAAAGCUUUCCCCAUUAACGGUGUUCCAGAGUUCAAUAGCAAUGCUUCGACGUUCGAGACAAUUGGAAAAGAAAUUGCUAAAAAUUGUGGUGGUGUUCCAUUAGUGGCAAAGGUUUUGGGAGGUAUUUUGCGCACUAAAAAAAGUAUUGAAGAAUGGUCGUCAUUUAAAAACAGUAGAAUAUGGAACAACCAUUCAAAAGAAGAAGAUAGAAUUAUGUCAAUUCUGAGGUUGAGUUUUGACAACUUAGAAUCACCAUCAUUGAAGCAAUGUUUUGCAUAUUGCUCAAUGUUCGAGAAAGAUGCUGAAAUUCAAAGAGACAACUUGAUUCAACUUUGGAUGGCUCAAGGAUUACUCCGUUCUUGGCCUAAUGGAAUUAAAGAUAUGGAGGACAUAGGCAAUGAAUAUUUUGAUAUUCUAUUGCAGAGCUCCUUAUUUCAAGAUGCUACAAUGAGUGACAAUGGCAUAGUUAGUGAAUGCAAGAUGCAUGAUCUUGUGCACGAUCUUGCAGAACAUCUAUUCAAAUCUGAAGGCUUGACAGGAGACUUAUGUGGCAUAGAUAAUACACUUGAGAUUCGACAUGUUGCUCGGGUUUCUACUUCUACACUGGAAAAAUUUCCAGAAAGAAGUGCUGGGAAAUUGCGGUCACUGUUUUCUGAUGAUGGUGAAGUUACUACUAACAUUCUUCCACGUUUCAAAGCUUUACGUGUCUUGAAUUUAAGUGAAGCUAAUAUUGAAGAACUUCCAGAUUCAAUUGGUAGGCUGAAACAUUUGAGGUAUCUUGACAUUUCCAAAACAAGAUUCAAAGCACUCCCCAAGUCUAUAGGCAAGCUCUAUAACCUCCAGACGUUAAGAGGAACACAAUGUGCCCUUAAAGAGUUUCCAAAAGAACUGCUAAACUUGAUCAACCUAAGGCAUAUUUAUUUUUAUGCGAGUACAAAAUUCCCACAGGGGAUAGGGCGGCUGACUUACCUUCGAACAUUAUGUUACUUUUCGGUGGGUAAUGAGAUUGGUCGUCGAAUCGAAGAGUUGGCUGGCUUGAAUCAAUUGAGAGGUGAAUUAAUCAUUUGUGAUUUGGAGCACGUAGAGAACGGAGAAGAAGCAGAGAAAGCUAAGUUAGAGGAAAAGACGAAAGUACGCCAUUUACACUUCAAUUGGACAAAAGAUAGGUCAACAACUGACAACAACGAGGAGGAAGGUGUCCUAGAAGGUCUCCGACCACAUCUUGAGUUGGAGAGCUUAAGUAUUGAAAACUUCAUGGGCAAUAAGUUUCCACCGUGGAUGAUGAGUGGGUCAUUACUAAACAACUUGAAAAAGAUUAAAUUACUUGGAUGCCACAAAUGUGAAGGAGUCCCACCAUUGAGUUUAUGGGCCUCUCUCCAGAAUUUGAGUAUAGAGAAUUGCAAUGGAUUAUCAGGCCCGUUGAGUUUAGGGGCCUCUCUCGUGGAAGUGAUUUUACGGAAUUGCAAUGGAUUAUCUGGCUCAUUGAGUUUAGGGGCCUCUCUUGUGGAAUUGACAAUAGAGGGUUGCAAUAAUCUGACAUCAAUUGAAAUGAAAGGCAGCGGGUCCCUCACCGCCUCUCUUCAGAAAUUGAGAAUCUGGUUUUGUAAUGAAUUAUCAAGCAUACCUGCUCUUCCACAACAAUGUCCCUCUCUUCAAAAAUUGAGUAUAUUGGGAUGCCCAAAGCUAUCAUGGUUUGGUGUCAAAAGUAGUAGAGUUGAGAAGGAGGAGAAGUGCAUUAGUCUACAAUCUACUUCAGAUUUGCGCACCAUGACCUCCCUUCGACGUAUGUGGAUUGAAAGAUGUGAAAGAUUAGAAAGUUGGGUGAGCAGCCUGCAAUUCCCACUCUCUCUUGAGUAUCUGAUAAUAGUCAAAAUCCCUAAUUUAGAGAUUCUUCCAAGUUUAGACCAUCUUAAUUCUCUCAGGUAUUUGGAAAUCGGUGGGUUCUGGGAGGAGCUCGAUUCCUUCCCUGAUUUUGAAGUUGGAUCAUUAAUGCAUCUCACAAGCUUACAGUUGAAUGGUUGGCCUAAGCUCAAGUCUCUGCCUCAACAAAUUCAACACCUCACUUCUCUAACAGAUUUGUGGAUAGUUAACUUUGAGGGAGUGGAGACUUUGCCAGAAUGGUUGGGUAGCCUUACAUCCCUUACAUAUCUGAGGAUUCAAGGUUGCAAGAAUCUGAUGAAUUUACCAAGUGUCCAAGCUAUGCAACGCCUCACCAAAUUACAAACUCUAAGGAUUUAUAAUUGUCAUCCCCUUCUAAAUGAAAGAUGCAGGAGGGACAGCGGCACAGAUUGGCCUAAGAUUUCUCACAUUCCAUAUUUCAGAAUUCGGGGCAGAGACUUGUGAGACAAGAGUUGGAUUGAAGCUAUGCAACGCCUUGCGAUACUACAACAAAUGUGUAUUGGGAAAACCAAAUAUCAUGGUGUGCAAGGCCACACUUCUCCGAGAUUACUUGUAUUCCAGUUUUAUGUACAAACGACUCCAAAUGGCUCAAACUUUCGCAUUGAAAUUAAGUCAUUGCCAUCUAUAUUUCUUUUGCUAUGCUUUGGCGGUUUUCAUGAUGCUCAAUAGCUAUAAACUGACUCCAGGGAUUUGAAUUUGGACAACUGUGGAUAUGGAGUUGCCCAAAGCUAGCGUCCUUUUGUGCCCAAAGUAGCAGAGUUGACAAGGAGGAGUGCAUUAGUGUACAAUCUACUUCAGAUUUGCGCACCAUGACCUCCCUUCGACAACUGAGUAUUGAAAAGUGGUAAAGAUAAGAAAGUUGGGUGAGCAGCCUGCAAUUCCCACUCUCUCUUGAGACUGUCAAUACAUGGCAUCUCUAAUUUAGAGAUUCUUCCAAGUUUAGACAGCCUCAAUUCUCUCCAUCAUUUGGAAAUCGGUGGGUUCUGGGAGGAGCUCGAUUCCUUCCCCUUCCCUAAUUUUCAAGUUGGAUCAUUAAUGCAUCUUACAAACUUAAUCUUGGUGGGUUGGCCUAAGCUCAAGUCUCUGCCGCAACAUAUUCAACACCUCACUUUUUUAACAUCUUUGAUAAUCUUGUCAAUUGAUGGAGUGGAGACUUUGCCAGAAUGGUUGGGUAGCCUUACAUCCCUUACAUGGCUGAAGAUUUCGUCUUGCAAGAAUCUGAUGAAUUUACCAAGUGUCCAUGCUAUGCAACGCCUCACCAAAUUACAAUCUCUCCAUAUUUCUGGAUGCCAUCCCCUUUUAGAGCAAAGAUGCACCAAGGACAGCGGCACAGAUUGGCCUAAGAUUUCUCACAUUCCAAAUAUCGACAUUGAGGUCUGAGACAAUACUUGGAUUGGAACUACGCAACUGGAACGAUGUAGUGCAGUUGGUGCAAACAGAGUCCAGAUAUUUAAAUUGUAUGCAGAGGGAUUUGGAUUGAGUUGACUUUUGUCUCUGUGAACUUGAUGAACAGAAUGGACCCAUACUAUUGCAGAAAUUAGGCAGAAUUGGAGUCCGAUCAAAACUCAUGCAUGUAUCAAUAUCAUUCUUCAACUUCAAUCAUGUUUCCUUAUCAUCAAACCUUAAUUUGGAUACUGGAUCAAUAUCCUUUGUUUGAUACUCGUCGCCAAAUCGAAAUGCAUCCUUAUGUGUUUGCACAGAGAUUUGAAUUCAGUUGAUUUUUUGUGUUGUGUGGAUCUUUAGAAGCUUGGGCUUCCUAGCGUCCUUUGUGCCCUGCAUUGCUGUGAAAGGAUAGUGCAAGAAGCAGCCAGCUGUUGAAUAAGGUAGAGUUUGAGAUUUGAAAUUGAAAAACUAUUGUACUAUCCUAAUUGUAACUCUCUUUCUCUCUUCACUUGCCACCUAAAAGACUCUCUCAUGCUCCUUUUGAGAUGUAACUUACAAUAUUAUAGUAAAAACGGGAGAAACUACUAAGCAUGGGUGUAGCCGAGCUCGCAUGUAUGGAAGGUUCGCAAGAUGUCAUAUGGACUUGGUGCUUUCUUUAAUGAAAGAAACUCUGGAUGCUUUAUUGGGGAUGAGCGUCUGUAAAAUCAGCUCCAGUAUCUAAGGUCCUUAUUGGGUACUUUGGGUCACCCGUCCUGUUACCAUUGUUUCAACACCACAGUAUUUUACAGAUUCUUCGGGCUGUGAAGUUGUGUUGUGGCCGAGGACAUCGGCAUAGGCCUUGCAGCAGACAGUUGAUGGAAUGAAGUGUAUCAUAACCAAAAGUGGGUAACUUACUUUCCUAUAUGAACGAAAGAAGAGUGCUUCCAUAUAUGUACACAGCUGAAGAAGACUUCCAUAAUGCAGAUUUAGUCUUUGACUUCAUUGGAGAUCUCCCGGAGGAGCGAAAUUUCAUUCAGUGCUGGUCCUCCAUCUACAAUACCUUUGGAUGGUGAUUAGGGUUUCAGCUAAGAUAAUAGACAAAUGAGUCUGCGUUCGAUAGUAAUCCUGCUGUAGAUAUUGCUGUUGAAGUAGUAUUUCGAUUGUAUACAAGUUUUUAUCGUUAU
Molecule: messenger RNA, 5701 nt
Organism: Malus domestica (apple)
Lineage: Eukaryota; Viridiplantae; Streptophyta; Magnoliopsida; Rosales; Rosaceae
Product: putative disease resistance protein RGA4
Biological process (GO): defense response to other organism
Molecular function (GO): ADP binding
Source: RefSeq, a predicted model, not a curated record